This is a messenger RNA of Bactrocera neohumeralis, 1648 nucleotides long. RefSeq names its product gram-negative bacteria-binding protein 1 (gene GNBP1). Gene Ontology annotation, molecular function: protein binding; carbohydrate binding; hydrolase activity, hydrolyzing O-glycosyl compounds. NCBI's taxonomy places the organism in Eukaryota, Metazoa, Arthropoda, Insecta, Diptera, Tephritidae. The record is from RefSeq and is a predicted model, not a curated record. Gene Ontology annotation, biological process: carbohydrate metabolic process. The transcript has 5 exons. The coding region runs from base 102 to 1565 and encodes 487 amino acids.
UGAAAACAAGCUUUGCUUGAACGUGUGCCAUAAAUUCUACUGGCAAUUCGUCGUGUUUCAUUUAAUAAUUUUUUUAUUGUGUUUCGUGAUAUUCCAAGAAAAUGAAGAUGCGCUUAUGCCUAUGGUGCAUAUCCUUCGUAUUUCUGUGCUGUUGUGGUAUUCAAAAUGGGUUUGCUUACAAAAUACCACCAGUUCAACUGGAGCUGAAAGAAGAAGGAUUUCUAGUUUCGAUACCGCAUGAGGCGGGCAUCGAAAAUGUGGCAUUCAAUGUAAAUCGUAAUCGGCCAUUCAAAGCUUUCGAGCAAGGCGAGUUUUCCGGUCGCGUUAGUACGGAAACCAAUAAUCGAUGGAUCUUUGAGAUCAAACGUCGUCUACGCGAAGACGAUACCAUUUAUAUAUGGACUGACGUACAAUUUAAUAAGAACCGUUUUCGUAGUAUGUCCUCGCCGAUCAUGGUAAGUGAGGUGCCGUCAGUGGUCAUAGCUAUAAACGAAAUAGUUAAUGAUAAAAAACCGACAGUGAUAACAACCGAAACUCCACCGGCCAUAGAUCCACGAAAUGACAAUUGUGAGCCAACAUUGACGAUAAUACGUAAUCGUAACGCAUGUCGUGGUGAACUUAUAUUUGAGGAAAAUUUUAACGGCAACGAAUUAAAUGCAACACGCUGGCGUUACGAAGUGCGUAUGCCGCUCGAUAUUGCCGAUGCAGAAUUCGUUUUAUACGAUACGAAUGCAGAAAUUACAAAUGGCAUGCUAAAGAUAGAACCGCGCAUUUGGGGUAAUGAUAACCCGGAUGCUGACAUACGUAGGGGAAAUUUAAAUUUAGGUGUAAGAUGUACCGCCUAUCAGAAUUCUGAUAUCGAAUGUAGGCGCCAAGCCUUCGGACGUGUUGUGCUACCACCCAUACUCACCGCCCGUAUCAACACCAAACACGCAUUCAGCUUCAAAUACGGACGCGUCGAAGUGCGAGCCAAGCUGCCACAAGGCGACUGGCUAUUCCCGCUUCUGCUGUUGGAACCGCUCGCCAAUUUGUAUGGCCAACAAGCAUAUGCCUCAGGUCAAAUGCGUAUAGCAUUCAUACGCAGCAAUCUGAAUCUACAAACUAGUGGUGGCAUUGAAAUGGGCGGUCGUGUACUCUAUGGCGGUGCCGUACUACGCCCCGAAGCGAGUUAUCGCAAUACAUUCAUGGUGAAUACUAGCCGUGAUGCUCAUUUUGGUGCAACAUUUCAUAUUUACUCGCUAACAUGGGACGAUCAACGUUUAAGCUUUGAAGUGGAUGGACAAAAAUAUGGUAGUAUAGAUGGCGGAUUCGCGCAACACGAAAUGGGUCAGAAUUAUGCAUGGACAAAUGGAAAUCAUAUGGCACCAUUCGACCAAGAGUUCUUCAUUACACUUGGUGUCGCUGCUGGUGGACAUGGUGAUUUUUCGGAUGAUAGCUUAUCAAAGCCCUGGGCAAAUACGUCGCCCAAAGCAGCACUGAAUUUUUGGCGCGAUCGAGGCAAUUGGAAAUCAACUUGGACCAACCCAUCACUGAUUGUUGAUUAUGUCCGUGUCUAUGCAAUAUAAAUACAUAACAAAAAUUCUCCAUACUAUGUACAUACAUAUCCGGCAUUUAUUGAAAUAAAUUUGUUAAAAUUUUUUAUAAUUAA